AUGGCCCUGGAGAAGCCCCUUCCGGCGGGGGCAGAGGGGCAGCCUCCGGUGGGCCUGGGCCCGGCCUCCUGGCCCCUCUCCAGCCCUCUCCGUCUGGGGGCCCCAGGGACCCCUCGUCCCGGGUGCAGCUCUGGGUCCGGCUCUCCCCCUCCCUCCCCACGUGGGCCCCCCCACUGGUCGGCCCAGCCAGCCUUCCCAGAAGAGGCCCCUCCGCAGCCCCUCCGCAGUUCCUUGGCCUCGUCCUGGCGGAAGGCUUUCGGGAGGGGGUGGAGGCGGCCCCGAGAAGAACCUCCUGCCGCCCCCUUGGGACCCCACUCCUCCGGGGCCCCAAACCCCCCACCCGUCCGUCCAGGCCUGGAGACCCCUGAGCGAACCAGCCUGACUGGCGGGGAGGAGGAGAAGGAGGAGGAGGAGGGCGGCUCCACCAGUAGCGAGAGGAAGGAAGGAGGCCAGGGUCCCCCCUCGGAGGCCACCCCGUCUUCCAAGUCUGGGAAGGGCGUGUCCCUCUCCAGCCACGGGGAGGCCUCCACAGGGCCCCCGGGAUACAGGGAGAAGCUGGAGUCUUGCGAGCGCAAGUACGGCCACCUGAAGUCCUGGCCCGGCCUCCUGAGGCUGCUGGGGGCCCUGGAGCUCCUCCUGGGGGGGAUGGCCUUCGCCUGCACCGCGGCCUACGUCCAGAAGGACUACCAGUGGCCCCAGCUGUACAGCAGCGGCUUCACCGGAGCAGGCUUUGGCUCCUACGUCCCGAUGACCCCCUUUGUGCUGGUGGUGGCCAGCCUGGCCUGGCUGCUGACGGUCAUCCUGCUGGCCCUGGGGCUGACCACGCACUACCGGGCCAUCCUGCUGGGCUCCCACUGGUGGCCCCUGGCCGAGUUCGCCCUCAACCUCUCCAUGUUCCUGCUCUACCUGGCGGCCGGCAUCGCCUACGUCCACGACCUCAACCGGGGGGGCCUCUGCUACUCGGCCUUUGCCUACGGGCCCCUCCUCACGGCCCUCUGCCGGGUGGAGGGGGGGCAGGUGGCCGCCCUCACCUUCCUCUUCCUCGUCCCCUUGCUCUACCUGGCCGGCUCCCUCGUCUGUCUCCAGAUGUGGCGGCACGAAGCAGCCCGGAGGAGGAGGAGGCUGCUCCCCCCGCCGAGGCCGGUUUUCCUGCCGGGGGCUUCCCCUGAGCACCUGAGGAUCCCUCCGGCCAAGGGACGUCCAGCCGGCCGGGGGUCCAGGCGCGUCGCGUUCUCCGAGGAAGGAGGCCCGGAAGUGCUCAACCACGCCAUCCCGGUGGGGCACAACCCCAAGCCGCUUAUCGUCCCCGAUUACAUCGUGCGGUACCCGGCCAUCGGGAGUCCGGCCGAGCGGGAGAAGUACACGGCCAUCUUCAAGGACCAGUAUGUGGAGUACCAGGCCCUCCUCCGCGAAAUCCAUGCCAGGCGGCAGAGGUUCCAAGAGUUGGAGGCCCUCAUGUCCAGGCUGCCCGUCCGUCCGCAGAGCAAAGAGGAGCAAAGCCGCCUCUCGGCUGUCUGGAGGGCCUACAGGGGCAAGAAGGAGGACCCCUCCUUCCUGGAGAAACAGGAGCGCUGCGACUACCUGAGGAAAAAACUCUCCCACCUCAAGGCCCAGAUCCAGACCUUCGACGCUGACUGGAGCGAGCCGUCCGUGGCGCUUUGA
Pseudonaja textilis is the source of this 1662-nucleotide messenger RNA. RefSeq names its product occludin/ELL domain containing 1 (gene OCEL1). NCBI's taxonomy places the organism in Eukaryota, Metazoa, Chordata, Lepidosauria, Squamata, Elapidae. Gene Ontology annotation, cellular component: apical plasma membrane; cytoplasmic vesicle; bicellular tight junction. Gene Ontology annotation, biological process: bicellular tight junction assembly. The record is from RefSeq and is a predicted model, not a curated record.